This is a messenger RNA of Mesoplodon densirostris (Blainville's beaked whale), 5950 nucleotides long. It is a transcript of the gene ANKRD31, whose product is annotated as ankyrin repeat domain 31. The transcript has 26 exons. NCBI's taxonomy places the organism in Eukaryota, Metazoa, Chordata, Mammalia, Artiodactyla, Ziphiidae. The record is from RefSeq and is a predicted model, not a curated record. Gene Ontology annotation, molecular function: protein binding.
UGAGCCCGCGUAGCGCACCGGGCUCCCGCCACCAGUUUUGUUCUGAAUUCACAAUUUCUCCUGGCCCUCAGAGCAAAUUAAAAUUUUUUUUUAUUUCUAUUUUUUGGGGGAAUGGAGGAGUUAGAGAAAGAGGAUAAAAAAGACUUCGAGUGCGAGGCGGAGAUGGAGGAAGGUGCCCAGGCCCCAGACUGGGACAGUGAUGAAACGGUGAUCGAGGCAUCAGUGACGGAGAGCGACGAGGAAGAAGAGUUGCCCUGGAGAAGGUUGAUCUUUAAUCAAGACACAUCUCUUAGAUCUAAGUUCAGUCUCCAUCCUGCUAUAAGUAGAACAUGCAAAGGCACACCUCCAGAGAUUCAACUUGGAUUCAAACUUGGAGAGGAUCCACAAGAGCAAAUGAAUAAAAAUCAGAUGAUGCCUAUUCCUAGUGAGGGUGCAGUCUUACAGCAACCUCAAGAUGAAAUGGAACAAAUUGAAGCUCCGUUACAGAUUAGAAAAACUUUUCCGGUGUUCACUGUGUCAUUUCCCCAGGCUGAACUUUCACUGAACCACCAGAGCAUUCAAGGACCUGAGGCUGAAGAUCCUAAAGUGCUAACACACCCAGAAAAGGAACUAAGUAGAGACAGAGACUCUCCUGAAAUAAGCCUUCUCUCAAGUACUACUGUUAAAGAAUUUGAUACAUUUGCUGUAAAGGAGAACUUGUUAAUAGAGCCAGAGAAGGAGCCUAGCAAGGAAGUCACAUUGACCAUGACUUCUGAAGAAACCAAAGAUGAAGAAAGCUCUCUUGAAACUUUUGUGUCUGCCUUAGAAAAGUUACUGACAUCACCAGAAAUCACCCAGGAGGAAAGACCGAUUAGAAUAAUGACUGAUUUUCAACAUAGAGAGUUGAUGAACCCAUUGAGCAGUUCCUCGAGUUCCAUAUCAAUACCUUUGACAUGUCACAAAGAUUUACUAGAAAACUCAAAGGAUGAUGCAUUGCCAGCUGAGUCGUUAGCAGCCUUAAGCACGUUGUCAGAAGCCAAGGUGGAACCCAUCUGUCACAGAAAAGAGGGAGAUACCAGUCUCAGUGCUGGAAAUGAAUGUUUAGGAGUAGAGCCCAAUAUGUCUCAGACUGAUGAAGAUUGUACACAAAUAGCAGAGAGUCUAGAAGACCCAAAUCCAUUUGGAUUGCAAACUUUGGUUCAUCAAAAUGUCACCUCUUGUGAUCCACUAAAUAAUAAGGGAAAUUCAAAGCCGGUGGGAAAUAGCUCUGACCAGGACACUCCAUGUGUGUUAAGGAGAUCAUCCAGACUGAAAGUAGGCAGAGAUGCAAAGCCCACAGAUGACAUAUAUAAGAUGCCAGAAAAGAUUUUACCCAAAAUACUUGGCUGUGAGGAUCAAACAAAUAAUAACUCUUCAACUGAGAAUUUCAGAAUGCAGAAUCCUGCUUUAAGGAUUGAAGGUAAAGGGAAGACUAUGCAUUCAUCCAGACUCAAGAGUGGAGAACAGAUCAGGAAAAACAGAAAACUUGCAGGGAAAAAUGAAAAAAUGAAGAUGAAUAAAGUAUCUCGUUGUACCAUUAACCGUAGAAACAUCUUUGGAGAGAACUUAUUGUAUAAAGCUGCUCUGCACAAUGACGCUGAUCUUGUUCAUCAUUAUGUGAAGAAAGGUGGAAAUGUUAAUCAACCAAGUUAUGCUGGUUGGACAGCACUUCAUGAAGCUAGUGUAGGAGGAUUUUAUCAGACAGCAAGUGAACUAUUAAAGGGUGGAGCAGAUGUAAAUAUCAGAGGAAUGUACCAGAUCACUCCCCUACAUGAUGCUGUGAUGAAUGGACAUUAUAAGGUGGCACAGUUACUUCUUUUGAAUGGAGCAGAUCCUUUAUUUAGAAAUGACAGUGGAAAGUGUGCUUUGGAUGAAGCCAAAGACUCAUGUAUGAAGCGUCUCCUUGAGAGAUACGUUCCUAAACAUCAAAAACAUCUUAUAUCAGCGCAGACAAAUAGCACUGACCCUUCAGACUUAGAGGAUGAACACCACAAGAAACCAAAAUUCAGUUCUAAAAAUCACAGUGGGUUUGUUUGUGAUGAAAAUUCGAAGAGACAGAAGCCAGAACAUGCAAAAGACAAUAAAGGAAGCAAAGUGGGUUUAUUUAUAAAUGAAGAUGUAUAUGAACAUUUCCAAAAAGAUUCCCAAAACAUGAAAUUUGGUAAAUCCAAGCAUACACGGUCAACUCUUAACCAAAUAUACUGGACAGGACUCAGAAAGGACAAUCUCCAUGGUGUUGAGGAUCCCAGCACAAAUGUGUCUAAAGAUAAAGGAAGAAGAAAUACACGACAUAAAAGGACUCAAGUGGAUGAUGCAAUCCAAGAAAGCAAUCCAAGAAAGACAAUAGCUGUCUCUUCUUCCAGAAAAAUAAACAGAUUGAUUACUUGUCAACAACAUACUCUCCAAACCCUUGAUGACCUUCCAGAAAAGUCAUGUAAACCUUUUAGCCCAUCUCUGUCAGGCCUGAAAAAUGGUUUAAGUAACGAUGUUGAGACUUGUUCAUUUCCCAAAGAGACACAUACCCAAAGCCUGGAUUUAUCAGAUAGACAAGAAAUAAAAUUUUUGGAAUUAGAAUCCACUGACCAAGCUGAAGCCGUUUCUUUCUCAGGACUUUCUUUACAUAAAGAAACCGAGUUACCACUUGUUACUACAGAUCAGCAGCCUCAUACUCACCAAGAACAGCAGCACAUUAGCCCUUAUAAAUCUCAUGAAAACAGUAACUCAGUUCAAAAAGAUGAGAGCCCUAAUAAGUGGGAAAACUUUUCCCCAUCCUUUAUAAAGGAAAAUUUUAAUAAUGAUGAUGAUGGUGAUUCCUGUGCUCCUGAGAAGACUGUAACACUUAAAAAGGUGAUAAGUUCUUCAGGUUGCAAAAACCACGAUAAUUAUAAAGAGAAUAAAACAAAUAGAGAAGAAAUGGAUUUUCAACAAUUUUUACCUUCUCAAGACCAUUUUUCACAGGAAAAUGAGUUAAUAAAAGCAGGCAGCCUAACCAUAUUUCCACAACAGAAAGCUGUUAGGUUUUCUAAUUCAGAUAAUAUAAUAGUUUCUGAACAUGUUUCAAAUUAUGAACAAUGUACAUGUGGCACUUCUUUUGAUCACUCACAUGGCAGUCCUGAACAUACUUCACUUGCUUGUACAAGAACACUCUCAACACAUGAAGUUUCAAAGUUGACUAGUCAUGUGGAACUAUUCGAGAGGCCUCAGGAUUGUAGCCCCAGAAUACCAACUCCUUUAAUGAAUCAAACGGAUACACAUAUUGUGGAAAAGGUGAAUAAGGAAGGAGACACUAAAAGGAAUUACACUGACAAAGGCCAAAAACCAAGUUCUUCAAAUAGGCCUUUAUCCAGAGUUGUUCAUUCUCAAGUAACAGAAACAACUAAAGUUGAAAAAAGGAGACAAGAGAGCAAAACUAUACAUAGUAUAGGCUUUCAGUCCACUGACAAUAUCAAUAAAGAAUUGACUGUCUCACAGCUUAGUCAAAGAGAAGAGAAGGAAAUUUCUCACAAACCAGGUGAGGAAUUAACUAAUAAUGUCAAUGGAGAUGAAAACACUAUAAGAAAUUGUGAGGAGAAGAAAGAAAAAACAGAUUCAGAAAUUCACAUGCCUACUAACUUCCAGGAACACAAAAAAGUUCGGAAUUUCAGAAAAAGGCAAAAUUUCUUGAAAGCUACCUGCAGCCAAGAAAUGAAAACAGCUGGGAUCAGUAAGAGGAAUGCCAGAGGAGAAAGCCGGCUUCAUUUGGCUGCCAGAAGAGGAAACUUGUCUCUGGUGAAAGCUCUGAUAGAAUCUGGAGCAGAUGUGAAUCUAAAAGAUAACACAGGUUGGACACCACUUCAUGAGGCAGCUAGUACGGGAUGUAAUGAUAUAAUUGUAGAGUUGUUAAAAGCUAGUGCUAAUGUUAAUUGUGAAAACGUAGAUGGAAUUCUGCCCUUACAUGAUGCUGUUGCAAACAACCAUUUAAAGGCAGCUGAGAUUCUACUACAACAUGGAGCAAACCCUAAUCAAAAGGAUCAAAAGCAGAAGACUGCUUUGGAUGAAGCAGAUGAUAAAAAUAUGAAAGAGCUGCUAAAAUCUUAUGGUGCUAUUGAGACUGACAAUAGAGAUGAGAGUAAUGCUGUAGUCACUGUAACAAUUCCUGCUAUCCAGGCAAAAAGACCUAAACAGUGUUUUUGUGAUGACUGCAAAACUGUUGAUACACAUUCUAUUUCACACCAAGAAAAAACAAAAGAAAACCUUGCCAUGCAUCAGACCAUCAGUGCCAUUCUACAAGAUUUAGAAGAAAAACAAGAAAAUUUGUUAGCGUUUGAAAUAAGAACCCCUGAAGAUGCAGAACAAUACACUGAUAAGAUGUUAGAGAUAAAGGAGGUUAUGAACAACGUGCUUGCCAAACAGAAGGCAGAAAGGGAUGAUUUAGCUAAAAAAUACAGGGUGUCCAUAGAGUCAUUUAAGCAUGGAGUCCUUAGAGAACAACUAGCUAACUUGGCCACAAGGCAGAAGAGCCUUUUACUUGUAGCAAAAAAACAGAAAAAAAUAAGCCAGAAAAUUCAGAACUAUAAGAAUGUUACAUCUUUGUCUGGUCUUAGUUUCAAGAAGCUGCCAUUGAGCUCAGAAAUCUCUAAUGAAAAGGACAGCCAAGAGUUUACUAGUCUGGAAAAUUCAGUACAGCCCCAGUCAUGUUCAGUUUCUCCUGUCAACCUUGUUUGUGGAAGCAUGCAGGAAACACAGUUGUCUUGGGAAAUCUGGCAUGACAACCAAAAUACCAACACUUGUCUAAAUUCAAAGACAGUGAGAAGGGAAGAAUUUUCUGGAAAUGAACUGAGUUCUAAACAAAGUGUCAGUGACUGUACCUUAGAUAGAUUAUCAAAAUCCAGACUUUCAGAUGGCACUAAGAAGAUUAAAUUACAAUCCCAACCUAUUUCUUUUAUUGCUCAAGCGGAAUAUUCACAAAAAGAAAAUGAUCUUACAGAUACUACAGCCAAAGGGCAUGAGUCCUUUAAUCGUUCAGCAGUAACUGGCACAUUAAAGAUUUCAGAAACCGCAAGUGUAUUUGCCCACAAUGAUGCCAAUCCAUCAACUGUUAUUUGUGAUCAGGCUCUUUCCAAUUGUGAUCCAAAAAAAGGAAACAGGAAAACAGCUUCCCAGCAACCACAUAGGGGGACAUCAGAAUCCCUGGUACAUCAAGGGAUUGAUGUCUUUGGCAGUAAUACAGGGCAUCAGGUGAAACCUUAUCUUAGAAAAUCAGCUCUUGCUGUUCCACAUGCAAAUGAUAGUCAGAGCUCCUCCUCUGGGUCUGGCCGUCAACAUACUGUAAAAAAUCCUUCAAAAUACAGCACAACUCCUAAAAAAUGCAUGCAGAUAAAGGAUCUGAUAUUGCUAGGAAGAAUUAAUCCGGGAAAUAAUAUUCUGGAAUUCAAAACACAGGAGACUACCCAUAAAGCCAGUGUUUUAUUGAAUGGCAAAAUUAAGGUAGAAAAUGGUCAGAUUUAUCAAAACCCAGUCAUCUGGCUCAAGGAUCUUCUAGGAGAUGACAGUUAUGUGACCUGGAAUUAUGCUUGGAGUAAGGUAACAUACCAGGGGAAGGAACUUUUAAAGUAUAUUUCUGAGGAAUUACCCUUGCUUCCAGACCCAAACUUGGUACCUCAGCAACAUCAACCUUGUCUUCCAGACAUGCCUUGUUUAGAUGACCUAGUACAGGAACCAAGCAAAUAACUGUUGGGAAAAAUGAAAUUUGGACAAGGAAUUUCCAAAGGGUCAAAGCAAAGCAUCCCACAUUAUCUUCAAAUAAAUGAAAUACUGUUAAUCAGUGAUCAAGAAUUUCUCCCAUGCCAUAUAAUGGAUGAGCACUGGAAGUUCUAUGUGGAAUGUGAGGAGCUAACAUUCUAACGCCUUGUUUUGUUAAUAAUUUAUUACGUAUUUGUUCAUAUUAUUAACC